Messenger RNA from Micropterus dolomieu (smallmouth bass), 1767 nucleotides. RefSeq names its product tRNA methyltransferase 5 (gene trmt5). The coding region runs from base 93 to 1547 and encodes 484 amino acids. Gene Ontology annotation, cellular component: mitochondrial matrix; cytoplasm. The transcript is spliced from 5 exons. The record is from RefSeq and is a predicted model, not a curated record. Gene Ontology annotation, biological process: tRNA N1-guanine methylation; mitochondrial tRNA methylation. NCBI's taxonomy places the organism in Eukaryota, Metazoa, Chordata, Actinopteri, Centrarchiformes, Centrarchidae.
GUCGCAUUUGACACGUCAGAAGGAGGCUGCCAAAUCAGGAAUUGGCUUUCCGCUCGUUUGACCAAUCACCAGUCGGCUGUGGUCGCCUGCCGAUGACGCGAUUCGAGCAUGUCGGUGAGCGGAGGAUGUUGAGGCUCCUCUCCAGAGUCUUUGUAUCUACGCAAACUCAAAGAAGCCCAAAACCUGCCGCUGUGCACCGGAGCCUCUGCUCUGCAGCCUCAGCGUGCUCUGGCUUUGCUGUGAAGCCCACAAUGGAGCCUAAACUGUACCGACCCCCACCAGAGGUCCGGGGUAUGACCACUCUGGACAAAGACGCUUUCACACAGACCGUCACUGUCCCAGCGCUACGGGUGCCUACUGGGGUCUUAAAUAAAGUAGUGAAGAGCCUGAGAAAGUCGACCAUCCAGCGCCCAGGGGUGCCCAGAGUGGUACAAGAUAAAGAGGAGAGUAGUGACUUUCGUUUAGUCCUGUUGGACCCCCACAAUGUGUCCUCGCCAAGCUCCUUCAGUGAAGCUGAAGCUGAGGCUCUGAGGUCAUUUGGUGUCACCGAGGAGCUGCAGUACUACGACCUGCGGCUCACCUAUCACAACCUGAAGAGCGAAGAAGUGCUGGAGGCUGUGCUCCCUCAGGGUCAGGAUGUGACCUCUGGGUUCAGCCGGGUGGGACACAUCGCACACAUGAACCUGAGGGACCACCAGCUCCCAUACAAGCACCUCAUAGGUCAAGUCAUCAUUGACAAAAACCCUGGUGUUACCUGUGUGGUCAAUAAGACAAACAUGAUCGACUCCACUUACCGCAACUUCAAAAUGGAGGUGAUAGCUGGAGAGGAGAACAUGGUUGCCAAAGUGAAAGAAAACGGAGUGACAUACGAGUUUGAUUUUUCUCGUGUGUACUGGAAUCCCCGGCUGAGCACAGAGCACCAGCGUGUGGUGCAGCUCAUCAAACGUGGUGACACGGUGUUUGAUGUGUUCGCUGGCGUCGGACCCUUCGCCGUACCAGCUGCCCGCUCCGGUGCCAACGUGUUGGCCAACGAUCUCAACCCCGAGUCCUACCGAUGGCUGCAGCACAACUGCAAACUCAACAAGGUGGAGAGCAAAGUCCGAACCUUCAACCUGGACGGCAGAGCGUUCAUCCAGGGGCCUGUGAAGCAGGAGCUGCCUGCGCUGCUGAGUGGGAAGGCCAGCGUUCAUGUAGUGAUGAACCUGCCAGCCUUGGCACUGGAGUUCCUGGAUGCAUUCAGAGGCCUGUUGCACCACGAGCCUUGCUGUGAUGAGAACCUACCCACAGUGCACUGCUAUAGUUUCUCUAAAGAUGACAACCCUGACAUGGAUGUGGUGAAGAGGGUUUCCCGCAGCCUUGGAUUCCCUCUUAAGAGCCACUGUUCAGUGCAGUUUGUGCGUAAUGUAGCACCCAACAAAGAUAUGAUGUGUGUGAGAUUCACAAUCCCUAAAGAGGUCCUCUUCAGCAGUGAUCACGAACAGACAGAGCCUUCAGCAGAACCAGCGCCAAAGCGACAGAAGUGUGAAGAAGCUACAGAUUCGACAUAAUCAUCAUGUUGACCCGGCUAAGGAAUGCAAGGAAACUUCAAUUGAGAAUUUAUUUUAUUUUUUUAACAACUGAGUUUUACUGAUGAUUUUUUUUUUUUAUUAUUACAGAUGUUGUUGCAUCUUGUUAUAAGAAAUCAGAAUGUAUUUGAACUAAUAUUAUUCAGAGCUUGGCAUCAUACAUCCUAUGUUUCACUUUUAAAUAAAUCGAGAAAACAAUGGA